Messenger RNA from Thamnophis elegans (Western terrestrial garter snake), 892 nucleotides. RefSeq names its product cation channel sperm associated 1 (gene CATSPER1). The coding region runs from base 26 to 475 and encodes 149 amino acids. The transcript has 6 exons. Gene Ontology annotation, molecular function: voltage-gated calcium channel activity; calcium-activated cation channel activity. Gene Ontology annotation, biological process: flagellated sperm motility; spermatogenesis; regulation of cilium beat frequency involved in ciliary motility. NCBI's taxonomy places the organism in Eukaryota, Metazoa, Chordata, Lepidosauria, Squamata, Natricidae. The record is from RefSeq and is a predicted model, not a curated record. Gene Ontology annotation, cellular component: CatSper complex.
GUUAUCUGGAAUAUCCCUCUACACCAUGUUCCCUUUCUUCCUUCUAGGUGCUUGGUACAUUAUUAUUUUUCUCAUCGUCUAUAUCCUUGUGGAGUAUUUUUUGCUUCUCAACCUGGUGAUUGCUGUCCUGGUGGACAAUUUCCAGAUGUCCCUCCUCAAACGCCAAGAGAAGAAGAAACUGAAGCAAAAAAUUGUCCAGCUGAAGGACAGCACCACCGAAGAUAAUCCAAUCAAGCAAGCAGAGAAGACCAAGUUGAAAGAAAAGGAAGAAGAAACUCUGUUUAGAAAGACGGUGAUGGAAAAAUAUGGUAGUCUUGAGCUGAAUGACAAUCAAUGGCAGCUUCUGUACAAUUACUUCCAGAUAAUGACAGCUAUUGAGAACAGUCAACAGCAGUUCCAGUCCCAAGCCACUACCACUGACAAGAUCCUGGACACAUUUUUCGAGACAUCCGAAGACGACUUCUUUCCUAAAUGAAACAGAGAAAUCCACGAUUCACUAGUGGGAUUUUUUUUAAUGCUACCAGCAACUGCUGCAGUUAAAAAGUUGGCAUAGCGGUUUAUUUUGAAGACCUGAUGUUGCGAUACAACACUGUGUUAACAAAAUUGGGUUGUGAUUCUUAGUAUAUAAGCAGUUGUUUUGCCGGGUGUGGAUAGCUAGGAGCCCCAAAAUUUGUUUCAGAGAUUACAACUCCUUCUGGUUCAGAAUGUCAGGCCGCAACAUUAUUUUUAAUAUUUUCCAUAUUGCUGCCAGCGAGCAAUUUUUCCACCUUCAGAGAAAUAUCUUCGCAUCCAUUUCAAAUUUUCAAAUUUAAAAACGAUCUUAAAAGCAAAAGGUUUUAAAUCAAGCAAGCUUGGACUGAAUCUAAACAUUUUUUGCAUAAUAUAAAUUGUA